Messenger RNA from Acanthosepion pharaonis, 675 nucleotides. NCBI's taxonomy places the organism in Eukaryota, Metazoa, Mollusca, Cephalopoda, Sepiida, Sepiidae. The record is from the annotation of a GenBank genome assembly.
AUGUCGGAGGUUAUGAGGGAACUGACAAAGUCAGGCUGCGAACUCAACAACGAGGAGCGAAACCUGUUAUCAAUUGCUUACAAAAAUGUCGUGGGGACGAGAAGAUCUGCCUGGAGGGUUAUAUCCAGUCUUGAAACUAAGGCCGACGAAAGUGACAGCUACCGAGCGAUGGUUAAAUCCUACCGAGAAACAGUAGAAGAGGAAUUAAGGAAAAAUUGCAACGAAGUUCUGAAUCUUCUGGCAGAAUAUUUAAUUCCCAAAGCAUCUGGUGAAGAAAGCAAAGUAUUUUAUUUGAAGAUGAAGGGUGAUUAUUACCGGUAUCUUGCUGAAAUUGCUCAGGGAGAAGACAGAAAGGAUGUUGCAGACAAAUCUCAGGCAGCCUACCAAGAAGCAUGGGAUAUUGCUACUGGAGCACAGAGCACCCUGCGUCCCACAAACCCUAUCCGACUUGGUUUAGCUCUCAACUUAUCAGUCUUCUAUUUUGAAAUGCAGAGUAACCGAGAAAAGGCCUGCACUUUAGCAAAAUUUGCAUUUGAAGAUGCAAUUGCAGAAUUAGAUAACUUGACUGAUGAUACUUACAAAGAUAGUACUCUGAUUAUGCAGCUUCUACGAGAUAACUUAACAUUGUGGACAGGUGAUUCAGAUGGCGGUGAUGGUGAUGGGGUUGAAAACUGA